UAACGUUACUACUUCUCGACAUGGUUAUUAUUGAACUUCGUCCUGCGUGCGUAUAUACAAACAUGUAGGUUACCUUGGUGGCAACCGACCUAACUGUUUUUGUGAUCACCUAACUGUCAUUGUAACCUUUAGGUCGCAAAGAGAUUUAUCUGAUAGAACAGAUAAAAAUAUAAUAAAACAGUGGGACAUAUAUAACGUGACAUUGAUAAUAUACUUACAUAUUAUUAUUUAUGUACUUGCGAUAACGUUACUAUUUCUCGACAUGAAGUUAUUAUCGAACUUUGUCCUAAGUACGUACAGACAUCUAGGUUACCUUGGCGGCAAUCGACCUAACUGUUUUGUCAGUUGGAGAAAAAUGGCGACCGAAGUGGAGAAGGCACAAUCAGCUGUGCCAGAAAACGAAACAAUAUUUGGAAAAAUACUACGCAAAGAGAUCCCAUGCAAUUUUAUUUACGAAGAUAACCAGUGCGUUGCAUUUGACGAUGUAAAUCCUCAAGCACCUGUACACUUUCUAGUGAUUCCACGGAAAGCAAUUUCGCAACUUUCCAAAGCUCAAGAUGAAGAUGAACCUUUACUUGGCCACUUGAUGAAUAUUGCUCAUAAAGUUGCAAAGCAGAAAGGCUUAACAAAUGGAUUUCGCCUCGUUGUCAAUGAUGGAAAACAUGGUGCACAGUCUGUGUAUCAUCUGCAUUUGCAUGUUCUCGGCGGUCGACAAUUGCAAUGGCCACCUGGUUAAUGUGCUCAUAUGCUUAAAUGGACAAGCAUGAUUUUUAUUAUGAAAUAUAAUGUAGUAUAACUAGUAGCAAGGUUAAAGGUAUGGGUUAUGUCACAAAUUUUUUUUAUUCUAAAUAUAUCUAAAAUAUAUGCUUGUAAAAUAUUACAUAAAAAAAUACACCAUAAUGAUUAAUAAUGUAUU
This is a messenger RNA of Formica exsecta, 916 nucleotides long. It is a transcript of the gene HINT1, whose product is annotated as histidine triad nucleotide-binding protein 1. Gene Ontology annotation, cellular component: nucleus; cytoplasm. Bases 263 to 736 code for a protein of 157 amino acids. Gene Ontology annotation, molecular function: hydrolase activity. The transcript has 2 exons. The record is from RefSeq and is a predicted model, not a curated record. Gene Ontology annotation, biological process: purine ribonucleotide catabolic process. NCBI's taxonomy places the organism in Eukaryota, Metazoa, Arthropoda, Insecta, Hymenoptera, Formicidae.